Messenger RNA from Morus notabilis, 832 nucleotides. RefSeq names its product translationally-controlled tumor protein homolog. The coding region runs from base 103 to 609 and encodes 168 amino acids. Gene Ontology annotation, molecular function: calcium ion binding. NCBI's taxonomy places the organism in Eukaryota, Viridiplantae, Streptophyta, Magnoliopsida, Rosales, Moraceae. The transcript has 5 exons. The record is from RefSeq and is a predicted model, not a curated record. Gene Ontology annotation, cellular component: cytoplasm.
UUCCAAACCCUCUCUCGCUCUCCCAGCGCUGCGUCUCUCUCCUCUCGCCUCUGCAAAAAAAACCCCAUCUUUGGAGCCAUCAGUUUCAGAUUCUCUGCAAUCAUGUUGGUUUACCAGGACCUUCUCAGCGGUGACGAGCUUCUCUCGGACUCGUUUCCAUACAAGGAAACUGAAAACAGAGCUCUUUGGGAGGUUGAAGGAAAGUGGGUUGUCCAAGGAGCAAUUGAUGUAAACAUCGGUGCUAACCCUUCUGCGGAGGGUGCCGAUGCAGAUGAGGCUGUUGACGACCAAGCUGCUAGGGUGGUUGACAUUGUUGACACAUUCAGGCUUCAGGAGCAACCUUCAUUCGACAAGAAGCAGUUUGUUGCUUGGGCAAAGAAGUACAUCAAGCUUUUGUCAGCCAAGUUGGAAGGAGAGAAAAAGGAGGAAUUCACGAAGAGCAUUGAGGGAGCAAUUAAGUUCCUUCUUCCAAAGCUUAAGGACUUCCAAUUCUUUGUGGGGGAGAGCAUGGCCGACGAUGCCGGCUUGGUUUUGGCUUACUACAAGGAAGGAGCCACAGACCCAACUUUUAUCUAUUUCGCUCAUGGUUUGAAGGAGGUCAAGUGCUAAGCCGGUCGCGGUGUCAUGGCAAGCGCUUGCUAGUCUUAGUUUUUAUUAUUACCCGUUUUCCUUUUAAAGCUUUCUUUUUUGGUCUUUUUUGAGAUUCUGGACUGGAUGUGGUUUCUGUGUUAAAGUGUUGUUUACAGCAACAAGUUACUCGUUUAAACUUGCUUCCUAAUUUAUUAUUGGUGCGUAUGUGUUGAUUUAGAAAUAAUUUAAAACAUUUAUCUUC